This is a messenger RNA of Orbicella faveolata, 3085 nucleotides long. RefSeq names its product upstream stimulatory factor 1-like. The record is from RefSeq and is a predicted model, not a curated record. Gene Ontology annotation, biological process: regulation of transcription by RNA polymerase II. Gene Ontology annotation, molecular function: protein dimerization activity; DNA-binding transcription factor activity, RNA polymerase II-specific; RNA polymerase II cis-regulatory region sequence-specific DNA binding. Lineage: Eukaryota; Metazoa; Cnidaria; Anthozoa; Scleractinia; Merulinidae.
AAGAACAAUUUUCAGAUUGCGACAGACCCAACUUCAACUUUCUGUGGCCAAAUGGCGCGGAAGGAAAAUAGCCAAUCCCCUUUUGAAUCCCUUCAUGAAUCACGUGUUCUGUCACAUGCUGGUACACGUGAUUGACCUGACCUUGUAGCUUUGAUGGACAGUUUCCAAUGGUAACAACCUAAAGGGGCGAUGGAAGGGAAGCUGAUCGAAGUGACGUACCUUAUCAUGUGAUGUUCGUUGUCCUCGUGGUUUAUUUCGUCGUUUCUCUCUUCUUGUUCACAUGACCAGUUUGUUUGACCCCAUGACCACGACUCCGCACUCCAGUUCUCCGACUCUGGACAUGCUCGACGGGUCUUUGGACCCUGAGAAAAAUUCACCAUUACAAGAUCCCAAAGGAUCCGAUCCAAGCCAAGUACCCGAGCCAGAAACUGUGACAGUGACGGUUUCGACCGUUUCUGACGAACAAACUGCAGCUGCUCUAGUCGGACAACAAGCGAGUGCUGCUUUUGGUGAUCCAGGUACCCUUCAGUUCCAGUACAGGCCCGACACAAACGGUGUACAGGCAACGGGAUUCAAUGGCGGCACGCAACAAAUUCGAGUUGUCCAAGUCCAAGCAGCCGAUCCUACUGGCGAACGGGUAGAUGCUGCGACGGCAGCGUUCGCUCCGCAAGUGCAAACUGUCAUCCAAAGCCCGUUCAGCAAUGGUUCUUCUCCAACACACACAGUCGAAGCUGACGGGGCCGCAGACGGAGCAAGAUUCACGUACUUUCAGCCGGCAGACGCGGCUGCUACAGCGACGGUGGUUCAGGCUGGCGGAACUGAUUCUUUAGAAGCUAGCGCUUACACGGUGAGAAACAUUCCAGUGUCGCUCACACAGCCUUCGUCUCCUUCCCAAAUGCCGAUUACAAUGGCCGAGGCCCAAACCAUCACGACAGUUGGGACUGCGGCAGGUGGGUUCUAUGUUAUGAUGUCGCCCCAAGAUGUUAUGCCAGGAGGAAAUCAGAGGAACAUUGCUCCAGCUAUAACUCACAAAAUCACAACAAAACUUGACGCUCCGAGAACUGCCAGAGACGAAAAGAGACGAGCAACUCACAAUGAAGUUGAGCGUCGCCGCAGAGACAAGAUAAACACAUGGAUCAACAAACUGGCUAAAGUAGUCCCUGAAUGUUGUCAAGAGCAAUCCAAAGCUGGGCAGGUCGGUGGAUCACAGAAUAUAAGUAAAGGUGGGAUUCUAUCAAAAACAGUGGAUUAUAUAAAUGAGUUGAAAUCACACAAUGCAAGAAUGGUGGAAACCAUCAAGGACAAUGAAAGGUUGAAUAUAGACACAGAGCUUUUACGACAGCAAGUCGAGGAGCUUCGACAAGAAAAUGCAUUGCUCAGGGCACAGUUGCAGCAGCAUGGAAUUGAACUUUCCACAGGGCCAUAGAGCCUCUAAAUGUUCAUGUUCCUUCCAUAGUUUAUUGCUUUUCUGUGUAAAGACAUCCCUCUGUAUACUUGCAUAAACAGCCUGUGUGGCGGCACUCCUUUUCAGAAUUUCCAAGAUUGCCAUCGGAAUUUCCUCCUCUUGUGUGCAGUGAAUUUUUACAGCAGACUCUAUUUUUAAUCAAUACUUGUCAAUCCUAAAGAGAUCUGAUCCUUUACUGUCGCAGCCUGUGUUUGCCGCAGGUCUCGUUACUGUAGUGGCAAGAGGUUAUGUUUCAUGCUCCAAACAAAGAUGUGUAAAUGUGUUUACCUUGUAGAAAGUUAUGUACAGAGAGAUGUGUUAUUUUAGUGUAAAACAAAUGCAGUCAACCCAGGUGGGGAGACUUUUGAAAGUGAUAGGAUGUUCCUUGUAUCCUUAAAGAUGAUUUCUAGUCUGUACUAUGCAGUCUCAUCACCCAUGUUUGCGAGUCUCACUCAGUGGGAUGCGAAUCUAUGUUGUUCGUUACAAACCACUUACCUUAUCUUUGAGGCAAUUUAAAUUCUUUUUUUCAACAAUUUCUUUAAUUUUUAGAGCCAUGAAGCUGUAUCAUCCAUUAAUAGCAGUCAUGAAACUUUGACUUUACCUCUUGUAAGUUGCUACAGAAUGUCACAUUUUGUGACAUCGUACCUGAAUCAAAACAAAAACGUGAAUAAACUCUCCAGAGUGCACAAGGGUCUGCACAAUUCAAACUGGAAAUCAUCUUCAAGGUGUGGAAAUGCUUCCUUUGUUACCACUUUGGGUGUUCAAUUGAGUUAUUGUUCUACCUAUUGGGAUGUAAACUGUGCAAGUGGAAAAAGAGUGCUUGAUACAUUGGACCCAGUUGUUCAAAAGAAGGGAAUUCUUAUGCACUGGAUAUCCCAUAGAUUUGGCAAUCUUUUCCUGCUGUAUAGCUUGCACUGGUCAUGGUAUUCUUCUGGGUGCCAAGAGUGCUUUUACUUUCUCUGGUUCUGGUAAAAGAACAUGUGGGGUAUUUCCAGAAUUAAGUGUAAUCUUAUAAUGCUUAUGGUUGUUUUGUAACUUUCAGGAAGCAUCUCUGUCACUUUUUAGAGUCCCUCAUAGAGUAACUGUCAAAGGGAGGGUUUCACAGUUCGUCUCAUGUCUCGAAAUCAAAAUACUUUUGUUCACCUCUUAUCAGUGUUAUCGCUUUAAAACCCCCACUCAGAUGUAGAUCAGUGAUCACUUGCUAUAGUUAGUCGUGGCAGAAUGACAGUUGACCAAAAUUCUCAGAAGAUUCAGUGGAUUUUACUGACACUGUUGACUUUUGAAUUUAGUGUUAACCCCUACCAUUUAUUCUACGGUUGAUGAUUUUACGGCUAUUUGCAUGCAAAAUUAGGUAACUUGCUUGCAAUUGGUUCAUAAACAAUGAAAAACUGGGCCUGUGCCAAAAAGCGAGCACAGGCGAGUAAAUAAUACCGACAUAUGUUGAACUGUAAAACCCUCCCUUUAAGUGGUUCAACAACAGUAGUAAAUUUCAAAGGUUAUGAACUCUUAAUUUUUUUCUUUGUACUUUAAUGAAACAUUAAAUUUAGUUUACUUUUUGUGGUUUUAAAUAGCUUAUGUAGAUAAAUAUUAUGUACAUCUAUGACUUAAUUAAACAGAAUAUGCUGUGACAGCAUCGAGACA